Molecule: messenger RNA, 2430 nt
Organism: Hermetia illucens (black soldier fly)
Lineage: Eukaryota; Metazoa; Arthropoda; Insecta; Diptera; Stratiomyidae
Product: ankyrin repeat and LEM domain-containing protein 1
Exons: 9
Coding region: 114-2231 (705 amino acids)
Molecular function (GO): protein binding; endonuclease activity
Source: RefSeq, a predicted model, not a curated record
ACUGUCAAACUGAGAGUAUCCAGGAACGAUCUACUUCUAAUGUUUUCUUUUUGAUUAUUCUCGUUUGUUUAUUUAUUUAUAUUCAAUAUUUGGCUAGCUUUUUAUUUGUACUUAUGAAUAUUGACAAGAGAGCAAAUUACUUAGCUGCAUGUCUGUUAGAAUCACUUGAAGAUGAAGACUUGCGUGCUGCUAAGAUAUUUUUGGAGAAACAUGAGUGCAAUCCAAAUACGAUCAUUUAUGGGAGAGGUAUUGCACCAAUUCACUAUGCUUGUGGUAUGGAAAACGAAAACAUAGCGGACGAAAUUACGGAGUUGAUGCUCAAGUAUGGAGGUGACCCCAACGUUAAAUCCGAAGAUGGUAUGACGCCACUGCAUGUUGCUUGCUUGAUGGGCCGCGUGAAAAUUGUAAAAUUGCUUCUGCAAAGCGGGGGCGAUAUUCACGUAGUUGAUAGCGAAAAGAAGACACCGGUCUUAUACGCUGUUCAUGAAAACCAUUUUGAUGUAAUCCAAACAAUCCAGAACUUUGUUUUCGAGAAGAAGGUCGAAGACAGAAAGCAAGAAUUAUUCAUAAGUGCAAAUAAAUUGAAUUUUCAGUCUCCUCGCAAUAAAAAACUCUUAACCGUGCAACAGUUAGAGGAGAAAAAAUACACGCCAAACAGGGUGAACUACAACUUUGAUGCCACAAGUCCUUAUUAUAUAUACAUUACCCACCGAAAAUCAGCGGCAAAGAAGCAAGCGUUGCCUGUUGAUUUAAGUGACAUGCCUAUGCCUUCGCCCAAUAUGAAGGAGAAGGAGAACCUCUUCAAACUGACAGAAGAGAAUUUAGAGAAGUUUUCAGAAAAGUUAGCUCCGAUCCGGUCAAGGAUAUCUUUAAUCCAACAAUGGCGCGACAAGGUUGAAAGAUCCCGAAAACUCUCAUCCAUCUUGAAAGUUUUCGAUAAUGUCGAUGAACUGCUCGACGGAGUAAUGACUGAUGAAACUCUCAAUUUCACAAAUACACUGCUGGAAACGAAUGCCAAAGAGGACAAGAUACAGAAAACCACGUCUGGAUCUAGAAGAUUUUCAAAUUUUCUAGAGAAAUUGGUGGUUCACGAUGCUCAAACUGAUCUGAGUUUUGUGACAGCAGACGAUAAUUUAAAUUGUGAUAAUAAAGUUCCGAUGAAUGAGUCGAAUUUCAUUCGGUCACCGAAAGGCGGAGAGUAUGUUUUGCAGGUGGCGGAAACUUACACUCAUACGGACGAUGAAAACGGCCUUGUUUUCUAUGAGACACGUUUAUAUUCGAAUCCUGGACUCACAGAUAAGCAAACAGACCUGAAUAAAAGUAGAAGCAGUCAUAACACUAGUUUCAGUAUCCCGCCCAAUUACGAUACUGAUACCUUGCGAGCUGAACUCACCACGUUUGGAGAAGUACCAGGCCCCAUAACGAAGAGUACAAAACGGUUAUAUAUCAAGCGGCUUAUUAAGUACAAGCGAAAUCUGGAAGCAACAAAAAAUGUGCAAAACGAUCAAUUGAAUGAGUUGAAAUUUUCAGUGGAGCUGGAACGAACAGUUAUGAGACAAGAAUGGUUUGACCGUAUUCAUGAACACAUGGCAUUAGAAAAAGAGAUAAGUGAACAUUUUCACACGAACAGACAGAGACGUAAAUUUCGGGAAGGAAACCUCAAAACAAGCUUCAUCUACUUAUUAAUUGAUCCGCGAAUCUCGAAAAAUCUGCCUGUGGAAUGUAAGUACUUAUCCCAGCACGAAGUCUGGAAGCGGUUCCUGAACGCAAUUUUUUAUGUUGGUAAAGGAAAAAGCAGUCGUCCCUAUUCUCAUUUAUAUGAUGCAAUGAAAAUAUUUUCGAGAGUUCAGGAGGCGCCUAUCCUAAAUGGGAAUGAAGAGGAGGCAUAUUUACAGUCUCCAAUUCGCCCACUCCAAAUGUCCCGAAGCAGAUUAACAGAAAGUGGAAAGUUACAACACAUCCUAGAUAUUUGGCAAUCCCAGCGAGGUGUUGUGUGCCUACAUGUUUUCCACAAUAUCAUGCCAGCCGAAGCUUACACAAGAGAAGCAGCAAUCAUCGAUGCCAUUGGAUUGAAACGUCUAACCAAUUUAAAACGGGGCGACUACUACGGUCCCUGUCAAACGUGGACAAUGAGAAAUAAAAAAUUCCUCGGUAUUGCGCUUCUUUUCAAAGCCAUGCAAAUUUUUCUUGCCGAAGGUGAGUCGCAAUUGACUCCUGGAGAUCUCAUGUGAGCAAACUAUUUUUAUAUUAAAAUUGUAUAAUAAUUAUUUAUUGUGAUAGUCAAUGUAUUUUAAUGUAAUUUAUGGUCAGUUUUAUUUCCUGUGAUUGUAGGACUACCACCAAUUAUUUAGUGCAAAUGCCAUUUAUGUUUUUAUGACAAAGAUUUAUAAGAUUUUAGUAUAGUACUGAAUAAAAAUAGUUAUAAUUUAA